ACCCCUCAAAAAUCGCCCCCCUCCAAUGGCUUCCCCAUCUCUUAUGACCCCCACCUCCACCCCCGCCGCCGCCCACACCAAAUCCUUCUCACCAAUCCGAUCAAAACUCAUCUCCACCGCAACCGCCACCGCCGCCGCCGCCGCCACUCCGACGACCAUCUCCACCACUCGCCGCCGCGACUUUCUGUCCCUAUCAGCCGGCGCGCUGCUGCUGACCCACGUGCCAUCCGCGUGGGCAGCCCCCGACGAGGAAUACGUGAAGGACACGGCGGAGGUGAUCAACAAGGUGAGGAAAACCAUCACUCUGGAGAAAACAGACCCCACCAUCGCCGACGCGGUGGCGGAGCUGAGACAGACUUCCAACGCAUGGGUGGCGAAGUACAGGAAGGAGAAAUCCCUAUUGGCUCGGGCUUCGUUCCGCGAUAUUUACUCCGCCAUUAAUGCUGUUUCGGGCCACUACGUUAGCUUCGGGCCGACUGCUGCACUUCCGGCGAAGAGGAAGCAGAGAAUCUUGGAAGAGAUGGAGACUGCUGAGAAGGCUCUUUCCAGGGGAAGAUGAUCAUGAUGAUGAUGAACAAGAAAGACUACGCGGCUGCAUUUUUCUUUUUCUUUUUCUUUUUUUUGGGUUGUAAUUUUGUAAUUUAAUGUGUUAUGUAAUUUUCUAUCAUGAUUCUGAGAUGAUAGCUUAUACAAUAAUGUGCAUUUUAGAGAAGUGGCUUGUCAAAUUAA
Erythranthe guttata (spotted monkey flower) is the source of this 729-nucleotide messenger RNA. RefSeq names its product photosystem II family protein (gene PSB27). The record is from RefSeq and is a predicted model, not a curated record. NCBI's taxonomy places the organism in Eukaryota, Viridiplantae, Streptophyta, Magnoliopsida, Lamiales, Phrymaceae. Gene Ontology annotation, biological process: photosystem II repair; photosystem II assembly. Gene Ontology annotation, cellular component: chloroplast thylakoid lumen; photosystem II.